CCCAACCCUGAGAAUCUCCUCGUCAGCAAGCAAACACAUGUUUGUCACAAAAUAUGCAAAUUCCAAAACCAAAUAACUUCAUCUCAUUAUUCUCAUUUAACCACACUUUCUGCAUUUCGUAUUUGCAUAUUUAUCAUUGUUUAACGAUUUAUUUAGCAAGUAAUUAGUUUUUCCGACAGAUUAAUUCCUUACACAAUUUUUUAGUUCUUCAAGAAACUUUCUUUGUUCUUUGUAAAAAAAAGUCAAAAAAUACCAAAAUAAGUCCGUCUCUAUGGUGCCAGGAAUUCUGAAUAAACUGCAAAUUUGUAUGAAAAUUCAAUACCGUAUAAUGAGGACGUGUACAGAUUUUGACAUGUUGUUGUACUAAACAAGUUUUCGCACAAGAUAAGAAAAUCCAUCAUCCUUAAUGGAAAUUCGCCACAAUUUGGGGGCAAACAUGCCACCAAAACGGAUCUUUGCCUGCGCCGAAGAAAAACUAUUUUUCGAACAGGAGAAAAAGAAAACAGCCGCAGAACUUGGACGUUUCUACCGAGCGAGAAUGACCGAGGAGAAGAAAGCGUUGGUGCGACGACAAAAUGCGGAACGACAACGUCGUCGAUUGGAACAACUGACGGAGGAGGAGAAAAAUGCCUUGCGCCGUAAACAUGCUGACCGUGAACGAAGCCGGGUCGCCAAUAUGACCAACGAAGAGAUAAAAGCUUAUCGAGAUAAGAGAGCCCGACAGCAGAGGGAGGGAGAGAGGAGGAGGAAAGCCUUGGCUGUCGAUAAGGAUUCAGAGAGUGAGGAGGAGGAGGACGACGAUAAGUUGGAGGAGGUGGACGACGAUAAGUUCGAAGAAGAGGACGACGAUAAGUUAGAGGAUAAGACUGACGAAUGGAGGGUUCUUCCGACACUAGAAUCGUGCGAUGAUGAUGACGACCAGCGCGACAGAUUUGUCGCCAUGGAGGGAUGUGACCCACUCUGCUUGCAGGAUCAGGAAGAGGGUCCUAGCCAGCCGUGAUUGUUGACUUGAACUAAUUAGGAUAAAUUGUGUGUAAAAAAGUUUUGUGCGAGUAAAUCUGGUAGUAAUUUUUUAGUGAUUUUUUUUUAGUAUUUAUGCAUUAUAUAUGUUAGAAAAUGUGUAAAUUUGUGUGCUAAAAUUGUAUGUAUACACUUUUAUUUAAUGAGACGCGCAUUUCUAUGUUGUGAGAUUAUCAAGUACAAAUUAAUUAAGGGCAGUUUAAAUUUAACUGUAUUUAUCUAAUGUAAAAAAGAAAUGAGAAUAUAUUUACAAAUUUGCUGUCAGAAUUUGCAAUAAAAACAUAUUUAACGGUG
This is a messenger RNA of Folsomia candida, 1314 nucleotides long. Its product is annotated as apical junction molecule. The record is from RefSeq and is a predicted model, not a curated record. Bases 407 to 1000 code for a protein of 197 amino acids. The transcript has 4 exons. NCBI's taxonomy places the organism in Eukaryota, Metazoa, Arthropoda, Collembola, Entomobryomorpha, Isotomidae.